Molecule: messenger RNA, 4510 nt
Organism: Epinephelus fuscoguttatus (brown-marbled grouper)
Lineage: Eukaryota; Metazoa; Chordata; Actinopteri; Perciformes; Serranidae
Gene: ntn5
Product: netrin 5
Exons: 7
Coding region: 172-2670 (832 amino acids)
Molecular function (GO): protein binding
Source: RefSeq, a predicted model, not a curated record
CGGUAGGUUUGUCUUCUUGCUCUGCUCCUCUGCAGCAGACGCGCCGGAGCUGGAUGUGCGGACACUUGCUGCUGCUGCUGCUGCUGCUGCUGCUGCGCUUCUCUUAAUGAUCCGGAGGAGCAGGAGAAGUGAGGAGAAGGAGAAUCACUGGGAGGCACAUGGCUCGAUGACAUGAUGUUCCUGCCCUUCUCCCCUCCCCCCUCCACCUCUCUCUUCCCCAUUUUCCUUCUACUCCUCCUUUUCCUCCCUCCAUCCUUCGUCUCCUCUUCUCUCUCACACACCCCAUUGAGCUGGACUUCGCCUCACGACCCCUGCUACUACCUAGACGGCCGCCCGCGGCACUGCCUGUCAGAGUUCAUCAAUGCUGCCUAUGGCGUCCCGGCCAAUGCCAGCCACUCGCUACAAGGCUCCGAUUAUGACAGCAACAUCACCACCCUGACGGACCUCCACAACCCCCACAACCUCACCUGCUGGAUGGCUCGUGGAGGUGCGGACGCCGGAGACUGGAUCAUCACGCUACCUCUGGGCCGCCGCUUUGAGAUCACAUACAUAAGUUUGCAGUUUUGCCAACAGGGGGAGCCGUCUGACCCCAUUUCGAUCUCCAUCCUCAAGUCAAUGGACUAUGGGCGCACCUGGAGGCCGAUGCAGCACUACUCCAGCGACUGCUUGGGAAACUUUGGGAUGCCCUCGCAGACGGUGGCUCAGACAAGACACCAAGAGACAGAGCCGCUCUGCUCAGACCCUCGACCCCUGCAGAAGCAGAGAGGCGGCAUGGUGUUGGCAUUCUCCACCCUGGAUGGACGGCCAUCCUCGCCUGAUUUUGACUACAGCCACACCCUACAAGACUGGGUGACGGCCACGGAUAUCCGUGUGGUCUUCCACCAUGUGUCCAAAGACGUUAAAGUGGGUACACCAGAUAAGAAAGAGGAGGUGCGAUGGCGUGACAGUGCAGAGGAAGACAGAGGGACUGGGCUUCUGAGGUGGAGAUUGGGCUCUAAGGGUCGCACCGGAGGUCAGGACAAGUUAAACACAGAAAACACACUGGCAUUUUUUGAGAGGGAGAUUAAAAACUCAGACAUAAGGGAGAGGCACAAAGUGGACAAACAUGUACGGAAGGGACAUUAUAAAGGGUCAGAUCAAGACGAAGAUGGACACAAUGUGACCAGCAAGGAAGGAGGGGACAGUUUUAGCACGCUCACUUCCUCAAAGAAAGGUGGGAGAGCCAGAGGGCGUGGCCGCAAGAAGGAAAACAACCACUGGCUGCCUUGCCCCGUUGGAGGUUGUAAUUGGACGGUUGAGGGGCGGAGCAGGAACAACAAGGGGCGGGAACUGAGGAAGAGGAGGAACAAUAAUCUCAAUGCGAAACAAAGCUCCAGGAAUCUGCAGGCGGCCCCACCCUCUGCCCUCCGAGCUGCCCUGGCUCUCUCAGACAUACAAGUUGGCGGCAGGUGUAAAUGUAACGGACACGCUUCCAAGUGUCGCCGUGACGACACAGGCCAGGCUGUGUGUGUGUGCGAGCAUCACACAGCAGGGCCAGACUGUGAUGUGUGCGAGGAUUUCUUCUGUGAUAGGCCGUGGCAUCGAGCUACACCCACGCACCCAAACCCUUGUGUUGCCUGUGAGUGUAACGGCCACUCCAACAAGUGUCGCUUCAGCAUGGAGGUGUUUCAGCAGUCGGGCCGGCGCAGCGGAGGUGUGUGUCAGAAGUGUCGCCACCACACGGCCGGACGCCACUGCCAGUACUGCCAGAACGGGUACACCCGCGACCACAGCAAGCCGUUGAACCACCGCAAGGCCUGCCAACCAUGUCAGUGCCAUCCUUUGGGAGCAGUGGGUCGCUGGUGUAACCAGACAUCAGGUCAGUGUCUGUGUCGUGAAGGGGUGACCGGCCUCAGGUGUAACCGCUGUGCCCCGGGAUACAAACAGGGCAAGUCCCCUCUGCGGCCCUGCAUACGAAUUCAAGAGGUCGCUCCGACCCCAGUUUACCAACCUCAGUACAGCAUAGCGGAGGAGUGUGUUUCAUACUGCCAGCCCUCUCAGGUUAAAGUCAGGAUGAACUUGGAGACCUAUUGUCUCAAGGACUUCGUGCUGAAGGUGCAGGUGAGAGGGAUGGAGCGUUCAGGUCCCUGGUGGCAGUUCUCCAUCUCCGUCCAGACCGUCUUCCGCACGGCGUCCACCUCCCGCGUCCGCAGGGGCCCCCAGUCCCUCUGGGUCCCCGACCGGGACCUCAGCUGCGGCUGCCCCGCCCUCCACGUGGGCCGGACCUUCCUCCUGAUCGGUGCGGAGGAGGGGGAGCGGGGCUGGGGCCCUGAGGAGAGUCGGCUGGUGGCGGACCGCUCCACUCUGGCCCUCCAGUGGCGGGAACACUGGAGCCCCAAACUGAGGGGCUUCCGGGGGCAGGACAAGAGGGGCCGCUGCCCGGCGAAAUCCCCCAACAGCCACCAGCACCACCAUCACAGGGAGCACACAAAGCCCCAGUCUGGGUACAUCCCCCCUCACCUGCGGACUGAGACGCACACGGAGCCUCACAGUGAGGACACAGUGGAGGACACUCAAACGUCAGUGAUGCCGCACACACACUCUCACACAGACAGUGAGGUCACACCCACAGAGGCGACCCCCUCGCCUGCUACACCCGCUCUGGUGUGCUCCACUCCAGGUCCUGGAUGAACGACAGAAACCACAUGCCUCUGCAGAGGUGCAAGAACUACAAGCAGAGGAAAAAGCUCUUUCUUUUCAGACUCUUCAUUUUCAGUUUUUCCUGAACGUUACAGGAGAAUCAGACGUGACUUUGCUUCCCCAGAAACACACAAACACAUAAAUAUGGAAGCCCGUUUCUGCCAAUGUGAUUAUUAAAGUAAGAUCCCGCAAGUCAUGAUGAGAAACUUUCCCAAAGUCACGAGAUAGUGUGAGAUAGUGAGAAUAUUUUUCAGACACUUACUCGUCAUUUUGAGGAAGUUUCACAUUAUUUUUUUAAAAAAGCUUUGGUGAGAGGAGCCAUCUUGCUGUGUGCCGACAAUGCUAACCACUGUACCACCAUGCCACCCAUCAUCAUACUAACUAAAAUUUUCUUGUGUCUCAAAUCACAUACUUCCGUUAGUACACUUCCAUGUAGUAUACUAUGUGCAUUAUGUACUUACUGCCGUAGUGCGCAAAUUUUUCGACAGGGUAGUGUUGUCUCAAACCAAAUACGGCCGUUGUGCACUCACCGGAGAUGAUGACCGCAAAUUAGCUAGUUAGCAAACUAGCAUUAGCAGUCGCGGUACCAAAUCAUUACAGACUGCUAAAUGAACCCAAUAAACAUACUGCUGGCUUAUACCUGACAACAGUAUAGUGGUGCUUAGAGCAGAAAACCAGACGAUCACGGUCGCACAGUCCUCGGCCGCCAUUUCCAGUUUGAAAAGUGGCCCCUCCCCUUCCGCUACGUAGCCAAGAUGGCGACCACUGAGGGCGAGAAGUGUCCAUAGUUCCACACUCAACUUCUUGACCGUUUUGAGUGCACCACUCAUAGUGCACUGCAUUUUUCCAUACUUCUCAGUGUGAACGCACUUAUGCACUCAAAAUAUUAAGUGUAAGUACAGAAGAUUUGAGACACAGCAUAAGAUAUUUGGGAAACUGUAAAAACACAACGGUGCAGCAGUGAUGACUUGAGUCUGUCGCAACACUUUCACAGUCUGCAGUUCAUCUCAUUUCCACUGGGUGUCCUCACCUUGCAGGCUCACAAAAGGUGUGUCUGUGACACAUGUGUUAAUAGAAUGCAUCAUACCUAGCAUCGGGGCCAACCACACCAAGGUAAAAGUUUCUGUCUCUUCCUUGCUCAGAGUUGCUCUGAGAACGUUCCUAAUCACUCCUAAGCUAAGGACUCCUUAGUGAAUGUUUUUAGCCUGCAUUCGGAGCUCAGGAGUCAUUAUUUUGAAGAAAGUUUUUCCAAGAUCUGCUGUGAGGGUCCGGGGACAGAGGGAUGUUGUGUGCUGUAAAUCCCUCUGAGACAAAAAGUGAUUGUGAUAUUGGGUUUUAUAAAUCAAAUUUAACUGAUUUAAAUCACGCUGGCAGAAAUUAGCUUCCAUACAUACACACCUGUUAUGUGAUGUUCAAAUGCUUUUCUAAAAGUUUCCUCAUGUACAGCUGCUGUUUUUUUGUUUGUUUUUUUAAAGGUGAAGGUCAACUUCCUGCAGCAAAUAAUUGAAAAAUAUAUAUUAAAAAUCCACCAACAAAAUUGGUGCUAUGUGAAAUAUUAACUGUAAGAAUUUAAAUAUUUUCUACGAAAAGAAUCUCUGACAAUUAAAGUCUGACUAAACUCUGACUGAAAUGCCACGCAGUAUUUUUGUCAAAGUUUUUUGUAAAGAUUGUUUGAAUCAUAUUUAUUCUUGGUUCACGUUAUGUAGCCACAUACAAACAAGAAAAACUGAAUAAAUAAAUAAAUAAAUAAAUAAAUAACAUAAGGUACAGAAUGUGCAUUGAAGCUUAUUGAGAAAUGUUUCCUUUUAUAAAUAAAGAAAAUAAAAGAGUG